This is a messenger RNA of Petromyzon marinus (sea lamprey), 17613 nucleotides long. RefSeq names its product apolipoprotein B (gene APOB). Gene Ontology annotation, biological process: lipid transport. Gene Ontology annotation, molecular function: lipid carrier activity. Lineage: Eukaryota; Metazoa; Chordata; Hyperoartia; Petromyzontiformes; Petromyzontidae. The record is from RefSeq and is a predicted model, not a curated record.
CCACCACCACCUCCACCACCUCCCACCGCCACCAACCACCCCCAACCCCGUGCGUGCGUGGGCUGUCCGAGAGUUUAAAACGCUGCGCCAGAUUUGGCGUUGCUCACUUCGAGAGGGAGAGAGUGGAAGAAGGAGGAGGAGGAGAAGGAAGAAGAGCAAGGGAGAAAGGAGUGAGAGGCAACAGACGCUGCCAACGGGCAGCAGGGGCGCAACAUGGCACGGUUAUCGCCGUUCCACGUGGCCCUUCUGCUGGUGUUGGCCACAGCAACUGCACAAUACGCGGAAGAUGACUCUUCCGAAGAGGCGACGUCAACAGACUGCCCGAAGGAGGCAGCGCGCUUCAGGCCACUCCGCAAGUACACCUACAGCUACGAGGCCGAGGUGGGCAGCGGCGUGGAGGGAGCGGCGCCCAACCGAGCCGGAUUCCGCAUUCAAUGCAAGGUCGAACUGGAGGUCCCGGAACGCUGCGCCUUCGUGCUGCGCGUGAAAGACUGCGCGCUGCACGAAGCCACGUCCACGGGACCCAACGGACAGCCGAAAUACAGCCAGAUCCGCGGGAGCGAGCUGCAGCAGAGCCUGAGCCGAUUCGAGCUGGGAUUCCGCACCUCCUACGGCUCCGUGGCGAUGCUCUUCCCGCACAGCGACGAGCCCGAGGCAGUGCUCAACGUCAAGAGGGGAAUCAUCGCGGCGCUGAUGCCACCCCCUACGGGGGAAGGAGACCGCGACACGCGCGAUCUGCCGAGCGUGCACGGCGGGUGCCCCACGGAGGUGACGGUGACCGCCCGCAAGGGCAUUGUCCCGUCCGAGGUGACCCUGACCCGCGACCUGCGCUCGUGCGACUCGCCCGUGGGCAAGGGCGCCAUCGCGAGCCCACUCGCCCUCGUCUCGGGCCUGACCACGUUCGCCACAUCGCUCUUCGCCUCGACGCAAGAAUGCGCCUACAGCCUGGACAGCCGUCGCAAGGCGGUCAGCGAAGUGACCUGCACGGAGCGCCACAUGUUCCUGCCCUUCUCCAGCAGGGGUAAAAGCGGAGCGGUCUCCACCGUGAAGCAGACGCUGAAGAUGACCGAACAGGCCAAGUCCAACAUUCGCAACUUUGACGUCAACGAGAAGAACGGGCGCGGGCUGACGUACGAGCCCCAGGCGACAGAUGCCGCUGGGGAGGAUCCGCAGCGCGUGCUGAGCACGCUGGCCGAGAUGGUGGAGCUGGGCUCCGGCGCCGACAACAAGCGCCAGGCGGAGCUGUUCGCCAGCCUCCUGGCCGGCCUGCGGGCGCUGUCCAACGGGACGCUCUUCGAAAUCCUUCCACGCCUGCUCGAGUCGUCCAGCUCCAUCACCCUGCAGUCGCUGCCCCAGUGUGGCACGGCGCCGUGCUACAGCGCGCUGCUGCAGCUGCUCCGCUCCAAACGCGUUCCGCCGGCGCUCUCCGGCGUCGUGGCCUACGCCCUGGGCUUCCACCCGGCGCCCUGCACCAUGGUGGUCCGGGACACGCUCACGCUCGCGCAGGCGGCGCCGACGCGCGCCAGCAUGCUCGCACUCAGCAUGGUCGUGCACAGGCACUUCACAACACACAAGCAGGUUGGGCCGGAGCUGCAAGACGUGGCCGCCUUCAUGCGGUCGCAGCUGGGAGCCGACUGUUCCGGCGACGAAGACAAGACUUACCUGGCGCUCAAGGCUGCUGGCAACAUGGGCGGUGCCCUCCAGGCGGCGGACGGCGCUGUGGUGGACACCCUGGCAGCGUGCGUGGGGAACACGCAGCUGCCGCUGCCGGUCCAGAUCGCCGCCAUCCAGGCGUUGCGCCGGACCCAGCUCACCGAAGGGACUCGCACGGCUCUGCUGGACGCCUACCGCAACUCGCGGUCGCCGGUGCAGCGCCGCAUCGCCGCCUACCUGGCCCUGAUGUCGCAGCCGGAGCCGGAGCUGCUGUGGGACGUGCUGAACACGCUGCCGCGGGAGGAGAACAAGCAGCUGCGCAGCUACGUGGUGUCGCACGUUGAGGCCCUGCGCACCAGCAAGGGCCCGACCGCCUCCGCGCUGCGCAAGAAGCUGGAGCAGGUGAUAUCCGGGAUGGAGCUGCCGGCGUCGUACGCCUACAGCUCGCUCAAGUACUCGCGCAGGAUGUCGGCGUCGCGCGUCGUCAGGCUGCCCGGUGCGGAGCAUCCCGUGACCGGCACCGUGCAGCUCGACGUCAUCCUGGAGCCGAGCGGGUUCCUGCCGCGCUCCGUCGUGCUCGAGACGUCGCUGGACGUGCUGGGAGAGUCGCUCGACGUGUUCGAGAUCGGCGUGGAGGGCCAGGGCUUCGAGGCUCCGCUGGAGGCCCUCUUCGGGCCCAAGGGCUUCUUCCCGAACAGCGCAAUGAGCGCCGCCUUCUGGGUGGACGGCAAACUUCCCGAGCAGCUGGCGGCCGUCCUGCGCAAGUGGACGGGAGUCAACCCCGACCAGCGCAAGCAGAACAUCGACCUGCCCAAGGAGAUGUUGGGCACCAUGCAGAAGCUCAUGCAGGAGGUGAACCUCCAGAAGCUGCCCAUGGAGGCGUCGGCGUUCCUGCGCGUCAUGGGCACGGAGCUCGGCUACGUGCGGCACAGCGACAUCAAGAUGCUCAUCGGCUUCGCCACCAUGGCCGGCCGCGGGCUCCAGGCCCUGCCCAAGCAGAUCCUGAGCGCGCUGGCGGGCGGCGUGGAGGCCGACCUGUUCGUGCACUACGUGUUCAUGGACAACGACGUGACGGUGCCCACGGGCGCCGGCCUGCCCCUCCGCCUCGCCAGCACCGGAAGCCUGGUCGCCGGCGCCAAAGUCAAGGCCUCGAUGCGCCCCGGAGAGGCGAGGCGAGCCUCCGCCGCCCCGUCGCUCUCGCUGGAGGUGGUGUCCUCCAUGGAGGUGCUGCUGCCCGGCGGCGUGGCGCGCGCCGGCCUGCACUCGGCCACCAGCCUCUACCACGAGUCGGCGCUCGGCGUGGCAGUGCAGGCCACGGGCGGGGAGCUCCGCGUGACGCUCACGCCGCCGCAGAAGACCAACCGCCUCCUGAGCGUCGGGAACCAGCUGAGGCUGCUGCACCGACAGAGGGUGGAGACACUGCCGAGCAUCGAGGAGAACCGCGAGCAGUGGCAGUCGUGCCGGCCGCUCGUGUUCGGCGUGUCGCUGUGCCAGAGCGGUGCCUACUCCAACGCCAGCUACAUCGAGGCUGCGCCCUGGUUCCCGCUCACCGGCGCCACCAGGUUUGAGAUCUCGACAGAGCCCGCGGACGGUGUGACUGAGUACUCCGCCAUCGCUGAGAUCUACUCGCGGGCCGGACAAGAGAACCUGCAGUUCAAGGUGCAGGCCACAGGCACGGGAGAGACGAAGGAGCUUGGGAGCAUCCUGAUGCUCGACCGUGACCGCCACCGCAUCCAAUGGGACCUGGACCUGCCGAGCUGCCCCGGCUGCCUCAGGGUGGAAGUGGGCGUCGACGACGAGUCGGACGCCCGCCUCAACCAGGGUGGUUACGCGGCCUCCUUCAACGUGAGCUACCAGGAGCAGCGGGAGGCCUUCCUGCUCGCUCGGAUCAGGCAGACGGUGACGGACGCUCGCAGCCUGCUCUUGCAGUACUCCGCCGGGGUGCCGCGCCUCGACCUCCAUGGCAACUAUGUGGCGAGGGCGCUCCUCGGCCAGGACGACCGCAUCGUCGUCAACGCCGAGAUGACAGGAUCAGGCCCUUUCUCCUCCGCCUCUUACGGAAGCGAGGUGGUCUACGACCUCGACAAGGUGCAGGCCCAGUGGAGCGCGGAGGCAUCGUCGGACCCGAAGGGCGCCUUGGAGGCCCUGCGCGAUGGCCUGGCACGCAUCGACGUGCCGUCCCCCGAUGAGUACCGCCUGCAGCUGCAGAGGGCGCUCAACGCCAUGCUGGAGGGCCGCGUGGCGCAGACCGAUAUGACGCUGCGGCACAUUGUCGUCAAGGGCCUCGAGGCCAUGGACCUGUGGAUAAAGAAGUCGACAAACAACGGCAACUGGAACCUCUCGCAGCUGCAGCGGCUGCAGACGCAGCUGUCACGGGGCCAGGAGAUCACUAUCCCCUCGCUCAGCGAGUUCAUCAACAUCGAAAUGCCCCACAGGACCUUCGUGUCGAGCGCCGUAACCGUGGGCUACCAAUUCAACAAGCGGUCGUGGACGCUGCAGAUCCCGGUGCCCAUGGGUGGGCGCGUGACCGAGCCAGUGCGGCUGCUGCCUCGCACGCUCCGCACGCCGGCGCUGAGCAUCGCUCCUCUCGGCAUCAACGUGGCGCCACGGCAGUUCACCAUGCAGCCCGUCCACCUGCCCGGCCUAGGCAUGGUCGACUCCAUCCCGGCCUUCAAGGUCCCCGAGCGUGUCACACUCAAGGUGCCGCUGUUCGGCGAGCUGAGCAUCGAUGCCAAGGUGAAGAGCAAUGUGUACAACUGGACGGCGAGUGCGCACGUCGCCAACAUCGUGGGCGACGAGGAGGACCCCUCCGAGAUCCGGGUGCGCUCCGGCGUAACGGCCGUGUGCCCCUGCGACAUGCUGUCGUACGUCUUCAACGGCUACACGGCACUGUCACACAAGCACUGGAGCACGUUUGAGAUCCGCACGGACAACACCAUCACCAGCCAGCUGCUGAACCUGACCACCAGCUACAAGAGCACCGCGGACGUGAGCGAGGGCCUGAACGUCAAGACCGAGUUCACCAACCGCGUCGCCACCGGCCUGCUGACCACCACCGCCAACGUCGUCGCCUCCGCGACGGGCGAUGCCACCCAGUCGUCCUUCGCCGGCGAGCUGGCCGCCAGCGCCGAACUGCCUAGGGGCAUCCGCGCCAAGGUGGCAUCGUCGUCGUCGGGCACCGUCAACUUCCGGACACGCAACCACAUGCUCAAUGGCGAGCUCCGUGUCGACUCUGACUUCCACUCGCUGGCGGCGACCUGGCGGAGCGACAACGACGGGUCGCGCUACUCGAUGGUGGCGUCGAACGAUCUGACCGUCGGUGCGGGCCUCGUGUCACGCAACCGCAUUGAGCUGCAAUCGGGGCUGCGCACAGACAACCUGGCCGUGCGCACGGAACUGGCCUUCCGUGAGGAGAACGUCACCAACGUGCUGAGCGUGAUGUGGGACGGCCGCUUGUUCCGUAUGCAGGACACGCUCCAGGGCCGCCUGCUGGGCUCCUCCUUUACACACGCAUCCACCUUUGAUGCGGGCGAGGAACGGGCAUCGUUCUCCGGGCAGACGGACGGGCUUUUCGGCGGCGUAGGCGUGACGAGCAAGCUGAACGCCGCGUAUGCCACCGGCGCCCUCAGACUCAGCGCGGAGAACAGGGCCGAGUGCGCGCGCGGACGCUUCGACCACAUGCUCACGGCCGGCGUGACGGCCGAGGGCCUGGAAGUGUCGGUGGAGACGAACCUCGCGGGCGCGCCCGGCCGCGCCGCCUACAAGGCAUCGCUCGUCGUGGACGCGGCCGGCGCCGGGGGCAGCGCCAACGCCGCGGUAACGUACGGCCGUGUCGUGCUGGAGACCUCUGCGGAGGGCAGCGCCCGUGCGUCGGGCCUCAAGGUCACCGCGAACACAGUGGGACGGGCGGAGGGCAGCAAGGUGCAGCACAACGCAGAGGGGAGGCUCGACGGAGGCGGCCUGGCCCUCGUCAGCGCCUACUCUGGGCAGAUACUGGAGACGGACUCGAGCAGCACGGUCAACUUCGAGCUGAACAGGGCAGGCCUGAGCUUCGUCACCAAGACCGUGGCCUCCUACGCCGAGAACAAGGUCGACCACGGCUGUAACCUCAAGGUCGCACCGUGGUCCGUCGACUUCACCGCCGCCGACGAGGUAAAGGUCCUCGGCGCCUCCUUCUCCAACCAGUUGGCGGCCAAGGCCGGCUUCCUCACUGCGUCGGUGAGCGGUUCCGCGUCCGGCGACUUCCUUGGCAAUGAGGUGCGGCACACAUACAAGCUGGGCUACGCCGACCUGGCCGGCUCGGCCUCCUUCGACACCGUCGCGAACCUCAAUGGCGGCAAGCUGCAGAACCAGCUCAGUCUGGAGUUCGCCGGGCUCGCUGGCAAGGUGGGCGCGACCACGACGUGCGAAACGCCGGCGCUCAAGUUCUCGAACGUGGCGCGCGGGGCGGCGCUGCCGUACUCGCUCAGCCUCGAGGUCAUCACCGACUCCCAGGGCAGCCUCAGCGCCUACGGCGAGCACAUGGGCAGCCUGUCCAACAAGUUCUUCUUGCAGGCCGAGCCGCUCGCGCUGGUGCUCUCCAACGAGUACCGUGGGUCGACGCAGCAUGACGUCGCGGGCGGCAGCCACGCAUCGGCGCUGCGCCACAAGCUGGGCGCGCAGGUGAACCCGACGGAGCAGAGUGUCGGCUGGGAGCUGACGGCCGAGCUUAACGACAACCGGUACGUGCAGAAGCUGGAGGCGCAGAACGACCCGCUCAGCGUGGGCGCCAAGCUCAGCGCGCAGUCGACGGUCAACCUGGGCUUCCUCGACGUCAACUUCCAGACGCCUGCGCUGACGCUGCCAUUCCUCAACGUCGCGCGGCCCGUCCGAAGCUACAACGUCAUCUCCAGCCUCGGCCUGGACCGCGCUGUCGUCAGCAGCCCACAGGACUUCAGCGUGCAGGCGUCAGUGAGCUACGACAAGAACCAGGAUGUCCACGUCAUCAGCAUCCCGUUCGUGGAGAGCCUGCCCGCACUCUACGCGCAGCUGCGCCAUUACAUCCGCUCCGUCCUGGACAACAUGAGGUACUCACUGACGCGUCAGGAGAUCCAGCGUUACUACCAGCAGUAUCAGAGGGUGCUGGAUGAGAUGCCGGGCAAGAUUAACAAUGCCAUUGACCAGCUGGAACUGAAGAACAAGGUGAAGCAUGUGCAGGGGCAGCUCCUGCUGGCCCUCCAGAACUACGACCCCCGUGACCUUUCCGCCCAAGAACUGAUGGAAAACUUCCGUCACUUCUCAAAAAACGUGGCAUCCUGGGUCAAGAGAGUGCUCUUCUACCCACUGUCCGCACUCGACAGCGACAAAGUGAAGGAAAGCGUCCAGUUGUACAUCGAGCAGGCAGUACGGAGGGCUAAGGAGUUCGAUCGCGAGUACGGGUUCACGGACACCCUGAUGAAGGCCAUCGAGCAGCUGAUGGACAACGUCAGGAACAUGGACCUCUCCGAACUGACGAGCGGAAACAGAUACGUGCAGGAAAAGGUGAUCCAGGCUCUCGAUGACCUCAAGCAGUGGCUGCAGCGGUUCGACGUCGAUCGGGUGGCACGGCAGAUCCAGGAGGCGAUCAGAUCAGUCGACGUGCGUGAAGUCCUAGGCCGAAUGGAGCAAGUGAUCUUCGUGGAGAUGCAGAAAAUUAUGGAGAAGAUCGCCAGCUACCUGGAGAACUUCAUGACCACGUACAGGGUGCGGGAGAUGGUGCAGAAUGGCAAGAAGAAUUUGAUGCAGUUUGUCGAGAACUACGAGGUUUCUGAGAAUCUGAACAUCAUCAGGGACACUCUGGUGGGGCUAGAUUUAGAAUAUCAGUUUAGUGCGAAGGCCCAGAGGAUGAUGCGUGACAUGAAGGCCAUCGAUUUGAAGGGCUACCUCGAGAAGCUGAGCCAGGCGGUCAACAGCAUCAGCCAGAAGCUCAUGUCCAUGGACUACCCGGCUUUCAUCAAGAGUCUCAACGAGCUCCUGAAGGUUGCCCUGGAGCAUGUCGAGAACUUUGACUAUAACCAGUUCGUGGUCACGGCCAACUUAUGGCUUCAGGAGCAGACGGCGAUGGUGAACAACAAACUCCAGGAGUUCAACAUCCCCGAGAGGGUGCAGCAACUGAGAGAGCGAGUGAACACGGUGUCCUUGAACCUCUUCAGCUACAUGCAAUCGUUCUCCAUGCGUGACGUGGAGGCCUAUGUCUCUGACUGGGUCUCGGCGCUCUUCGAGAUACCCGCUGUUCGCCAGGUGGCCAACCGGGUCCUGGAGUACGUCGAGUACAUCCGUCUUAGGAUGGAGGAGACCGACAUCCAAGCUGAGAUGCAGAAGUUCUGGAAGGGAGCCACCGCCUCCAUCUCGGACGUCGCCCGCUCCGUCGCCGAGUUCGACAUCAAUGCGGCGGUGACAGAUGCGGUCGAGCAGCUCAACGCCAUGGCCGCGAGCCUCGACAUCCAGGAGGUCAUCCAGAAAAUCCUCCGCUACCUCGAGGAAGGCGUCAUCAUCCCACGGUUCAAGCUCUUUGGACAUGUGUUCCACAGGACCGAAGUAAGCCUCAGGGCCCUGCGCAGGAUGCAGAUCUCGACAUAUAUCUACACGCCGCCGCUCAUCGUGCCAUUCACCAGCCUUUACCUCCCACCGGACCUCGUCGACCUGAAGACGCUGUCUUCCAUCGAGAUGCCGACUCGCAUCUCCUUACCGGCCUUCACCUUCCUGGGCAAGUUCCAUGUUGAGCCGAUCACCAUCGACUUUCAGAAGAUCAAGCAGCAAAUCAUCGAGUUCCUCGACAAAAUCCGCAACAUGGACAUGGCCACGGUCCACAGGGCAAUCCAGGACUCCACAGCACAGAUGGGAGAACUGACGCUCAAUGACAUCCCCUUCGAGAAGUACCUGGUGGUACCAGAAUUCCGUUUCCCUGAAAUCCGUAUGCCAGAGUUUAACUUGCCCCAGCUGAACCUGGACGACGUCAAGUUCAUCAAGAUGCCCGAGUUCCAGCUGCCGCGCAUCCCUCACGAAACGCGGCUGCCAGCGCUGGGCAAGCUGAACGCCAACCUCAAGGUGAUGUCGCCAUUCUACACGCUCACGGCGACCGCGGGACUCCACAACUCCACAGAAGUGUACGGCUCGCCGGCCCUGCGCUCGUUCGCCAACGCGCAGGCUACAUCCAUGUCGAGCCUCCUUGCGUUCGCCGUGAGCACGGAGGCACGGCUCUCUGCACCGCGGCUCCAGCGGCUGGAGCUGAGCGCCAACGCCAAGCUGACGCAUGACCUCUGCGGCCUGACGCACAGCUCGGACGUGACCGUCGACCGCUCGGGAGCGACGGCCCAGUUCAACACGCAGGCGUCGGCUAAGUCGGCGCCCUACACCGGCGAGGCGAGCUCCGCGGUGACCUUCACGCUGAACCGCGCCGUCACCUGGGAGGCGACGGGCAGCUACCGCCAUGUCCUGGACGUGCCCGCGGCGGGCACCGCCGGCUCGAUGAAUGUGCGGAGCACGGCGAAGCUCAUAGCGCAGGGGGCGAAGCUGGAGGCGGACGUGGUGACGACGGGCGAGGCGCAGGGCAUGGUGUAUGGCACAUCCCACGAGGGCAUGCACAAGACAGAGGCGCGGCUGCGCGUCGAUGGCGCGGUGCUACUGCUCUCCGGCAAGGUGGACUCGGUGGAAAAGUUUGGCUCGCUCAAGCACGAGGCGACCCUCGAGGUGGCGCCAUUCGACCGCGUGGUGUACGCACACAGCGGCGACACUGCACUGACUGGCCUGGGGCGUGGCAGCGUGCAGGUGAACGCCAAGGUGCAGGGCCUGCGGGUCGACGUGACCGUCCGCCACUCGGCCGUGGGCACCAAGCUGACAUCCGGCAAGAUGACGAGCGCGACGACGUUCCAUGCUGAGCCAUUCCAGCUGCUGCUCACCUCCAAUACGUUGGGCGGUGGGAAGCUGCAGCUGCCGCUGCGCCUCUCCGCUAAGGUCGAGGUGGUCAACAACUUCACGGUGUCGCUGGCACCGAACGCGCAGCACGCUGACUGGACUUUCGGCGGCGACUUCAACCAGUACCGCUACCUCCACGAUGUGUCGGUGGACAACAACGCUGAGCGCGCAGGGGCACGCAUCUCCAUGAGUGGCAAUGCCAACCUGGAGUUCCUCCGCAAAGAGGUGAGCCUCCCGUCCGUCCUCCUGCCGUACACCAACUACCGCACGCCCGAGGUGCGCGACUUCCGGAUCUGGGAGCACACAGGCCUGGGGGCGCUGCUUAGGACGCCGCAGCAAACGCUUAAUGUGACUGCGCAGCUGCAGUACGCCAAGAACAAGGAGUGGCAUGCGGUGCGCCUGCCGGUCGUGCCAGCGCUUCACUAUGCCGCCGAGCGCUACCGCCACGUUGCCAACGCGGCAUUUGAGCGCUACCGCGACGCGACGCUGCAAUGGGCACGCGAAGCCUACGAUGACACGCGCGCGAUGGGCGCCGACAACCUGCCGAAGCGGUUCACCGUGCCAGGCUUCACCGUGCCACUGCUCAACAUGGAGGUGUCACCUUACACGGUGGAGCUCCCGGACACGAGCAUCCUGGUCGCGCAGUCAUACCGCACCCCGCGUGUCUACCUGCCUCUCGUCGGCUACCGCGUGCCAUCCUUCGAGCUGUCGCUGCCCAGGGUGAACCUACCUCCGAUGAAGAUCCCCGGGGCACUACGCCGGCUAUCCCUACCGGAGAUCAGCCUGCGCGCGCUGCCGACGGCGCUGUACCUGCCGGCAAUGGGCAACCUGACGUACGACUUCACCUUCAGGUGCUCUGCCAUCGCCGUCGCCAUCAACUCAGGCGUGUACAACCAGAGCGACAUCGUCGGCAAGCUGUCGGCAUCGUCCGCGUCGGAGCACACCAUCCUGAACGGCGAGCUGAGCGCCGCGGCGACGCUGUCGCGUAAGCGCGGCGUCAAGCUAUCGACGGCACUCGCGCUCUCCCACCGCGCGGCACAGGUGUCCCACAGCGGCGUCGCCGUGGUGAAUAAGCGCGUCGGCGAGCUCACAUCUGACACAACGGUGAAGGUGGACAUGCCGUACCUGCGCGUCGACUUCAAGCAGGCGGUGAAUGCUAGCACGAGGCUGCGGCCACAUGUGCGCGUGCGCCACGUGCUCUCCUACAAGGUGACGGCGCUCGAGCUGGAGGCGGACCUGAGUGGCAGGCUGGAGCACAAUGGCACGGCGGAGGUGGCGUGGCCCAGCCUCUCGCUCGACUCGAACUUUGCCGGCGCGACGCAGUUCAAGCAGAGCUCGUCAGCGAACGCCUUCUCCUGCAAGUUGGACAACAUGGCCAACCUGUACAUGGACCAGCGCGGCGUGCGCUCAGCCCUGCGCAACGAGGCGCAGAGCAAGGCGUCGCACGCCUCGGGACUCGCGUGGGACAUCAACGGCAAGCAGGAAGCUGACCUGGAGAUGUCGCCGCUGCGGCUCUACGCCAUCGCUAAGCACAUGGGGCGCAACCAGCUGCGCGGCGCCGGCGUCUUCAGCACGCAGGGAACGCAGAGCACCGAGGCGCGUCUCGAGUUCGUGCAGUGGGAGCUCAAGGGCCUCGCCAAGGGCGAGGCAAGCCAGGGCAGCAGCCUGACGCCCAAGGCCGCCUCCAAGCAGUCCCUGAGCCUGGCCGUGAGCACAGAGAAGCAGCAGCUGGCGUGGACGGGCGAGGCACAGCUGGGCAGCGUCGCAUACGCACACGAGGCGGCGCUCUCCAAUGAGCGUGCACGCGCACGCUGCAGCGUCGACGUGUCACUGCAGGGCCACGCCGCCUUUCUCAAGGGUGUCGUGCUGCCCGUGUACGGCCGCAGCCUGUGGGAUGUGCUCAAGAUGGACGUGACGACAAAGGCCCGUGACGUGCAGGUGCUCCGGGCCGCCUCGUCGGUGGAGUACACCAAGAACCCCAACGGCUACGUGCUGGCACUGCCUGUGAUGUCCGAGGGCAACGGCUACAGGGUCAGCAUCCCGGAGAUUCGCCUGAGGGUGCCCGAGUUCGUAAAGCAGAUCCCGGCGGCCAUCCAGGCGAUGCUGAGGGACGUGUUCGACAGUGAAGUCGUCGGACCGCCCAUGCCCAUCAACAUCCCGGCGUUCCGCGUGCCGUUCAUCGAGAUGUCACUUGGGCCAUACACGAUCGACCUCGACAACCUGGCGGCGCUGUUCGACUUCCCCGAGGAAUUCACGGUGCCCGCAUUCCGCGUGCCUCUCUUUGACGUGUAUGUUCCCGCGUACACGGUGCGCCUGUGGGACAUCACCUUGCCCACUGUGUUCAUGACACAGUCAUUCCGAGUGCCAUUCACUAGCAUCGUGGUAUCACCGUACAUAAUUGACCUGCGCAACAUCCAGGUGCCGAAGAUGCUCCGAGUGCCCUCCUUUGCGUUCGAAUUACCCGCGCUGCCCAAAAUACCGAUGCCCCAGCUGGACGUGACUCUCGAGUACGUGACCAUGGCGGAGGACUACACGGUGCCCUUCUUCCAGCUCAUCGUGCCCGCCUUCCGUGUGGAAGUCCCGAGCUUCACGUUGCCCAAGGAGCUCAACAUCCCAGCCUUCUCGUUCCUCGGCCUGGACUCCCCACGCUACGUGCUCAGGCUUGACGACGUGUUUUCGUACGUCGCCAACUUCGAGCUGCCAACCUUCACGCUGCCAGCCGUGAGCGUGGAGGUGCCGGCCCUGCGGCUGGCACUGCCCACGGCGGUGACGCUGCCGGCGUUCGGCAGCCUCGUCGGCAGCGCCAAGGUGCAGUCACCCGUCUACAACGUGACGUGCUCGUACAGCUCGUUCGGCGGAGAGGACCCCGACGCAUUGCUCAUCAUCGACGCCACGGCCAGCUCCACGCUGCGCUUCCUGGAAUUCGACGUGGAUGUCAAGUCCAAGAUCUCACCCAAGGAGGACGGCAGAGAGAUGAGAACUCAAGCAAGCCUCUCCCACCCUGAGCUCACCGUAGAGUUCCUGGAAGUCCUGACCUUCUCUGACAGCGACACCAGUGAGAUGUACGAGGCGACCAUCGAUUUGCUGAGCCCCUCUCUGACGGACGCGAGCAUGCGCUUGAGCUACGGCAACGCGCGAGCGCGCAUGUCCAUGUCAUCGCCCUCGCUCGGCUUCCUGGGCUUCGUGGCCGAAAGGCAGAGCCCGCAGGUGCUGAGUGCGCAGGUGUACGCCCGUGACACGGCGUCGCCGGAGUCGGACGUGCAGCUGGCGCUGCUGACGCUGUCGCUGAACACCCCCGACAUCCUGGGCGUGGAGUCGCACUGGAAGGGGGGCAUGGCUCACGACGCCGCCUCUCUGGUGCGCCGCAGCGCCCCACGUGCCGCCCGCAGCCUCUACAGCGUCGUCGACAAGUACCACACGGAGCACCUGGGACUCACGUUGGAGGAGUUCCCAUCACGGGCACAGGAGUCGCUCGACGCCUCCAAGGAAAAUCUGCGCUCGGCGAUCCUCAGGGCCAGGGAAGCGGUGGGGCCCAUUCCUGAUAGACUACGCAGCCUCAUCCAGGAGCUCUUGGGCAAGGUGGGGGUCUUCGCCGAGCAGAUGCAACUCAACCUCGUGACCGCCAUCCGCAGCAUCCAGGAGGGCGUCCGCCCGUUGCUUCGGCAGCUGGCUAAGAGGGCGUCGGACCUCGUCGCGAGGAUCGACGCAGGCCUGAAGGACGGCUUCGAGAAGGCCAGUGAAGCCCUGGAGGUCUCCGCCAAGUGGCUGAAGCAGACGCGGCUUCAGAUCGCCGGCUCCAGCAAGUACUACACGGUGGAGCGCCUCUUCAGCUCCGCGCUGCAGGUCACCACUGAAGCCGGGGAAGCCAUCCUCCAGGCACUGCAUGUGGCAUACCGCAACCUGCACUUCCAGUUGUACCACCUCGAGUUCCGCGAGCCAUUCGCGGGCCAACUGGUGAAGGGCUCCGACCUGCUGGCGACAUUGGAAAGCUCCAUGGAAUACGCGGCGGACCGCGCCGCGCUCGCCUACCAGAGCCUGGAUGUGAAGGCCGCGUACCGCGACGCUUACUCCAAGGCGAGCUCCCUCGCGGACGACACGAAGCGUGCGUACGCCUCUGCCGUCAACUACGACUAUGCCGCCGGCGCCUCAAGGGCCAUGCUGAGCCUGCGCGAUACGGAACAGCUGCGCCACAUCCACCAGAUGACGCAGGAGUUCUUCGUCUUGAUCGGCGACGUCGUGAAGGCGACGCUCGACGAGCUCACCCGUUAUUUCAACGGCAUCGUGGAAACCGCCCGCACCAUUCAGCGCAAGUACCUCGAGGGCACCGCACUGGACUUGAACCUCAAGUACUGGGAGGUGGAGGAGCGCGCGGUGGCGCUCAUCCGGACCGUCCUCGACUACUUCCGCCAGAUGGGACCCAAGUACUACCAGGACGGCCUGUCGCUGGUGCGCGAGCUGGCAAACGAGCUGACCGAGGUCGCCAGCGCGAUCAACCUGGACCGCCCGGAGAAGAUGGGCGCCAAGGCGAUGGAGCUGUUGGUGCAGGCCAAGCGCGUGGUUGAGCGCUUCGUCGUGGCCACCACGGCCAAGCUGGGCGAGGUGUCGGCGAGCACCGGCGAGCGGGCGGUGCGGCUCUCGGCCGAGGCGCGCGAGCGAAUCCGGGAGGCGUACGAGCGCUUCGCUGAGUCCUACGACGGGCUGCUGGAGCGGGCGUCGCGAGCCCUCGACUCGUCGCUCGAGCGCUACGCCGGCCUCGCCCGCUCGCUCGUCGAGUUCCUGCGCCGGCUGCCGCGCGCCGUCUCGGGCGCCCUCGCCGACUACGCGGUGGCGCGGCCGGGCCGCCUGUCGCUCCGGCUGCCCCAGGGCGUCGUGUCGUGGCGCUCGUUCGACGAGCUGCCCCGCCUCAGGGACGAGGCGGUGAGCGGCAUCAACAGCACGGUGGCCAUCGGGCGGCAGAUCAUCAACGAGCGGCUGGCGCAGACGCGCGCGCUCAUCAGCGCCAACCUGGCCGUCCUCGAGAUGACCAUGGCGGACGCCAUCCCCAAGCUGCGCCAGGGAGUGAACGAUGCGAAGGCGAUCGUUGACAACGCGCUGUGGUUCGCGAUGGACCCCACCGUCUACAUAGGCCUGCCCACGCUGGACGACUUUCCCCCGUUCAAAGCGUCGGCCAUGGUCUUUGCGGACGGCGACUACAUGGUAACGUUCGACGGCCGCGUCGUCGAGACCCCUCAGCUGCCGGGCGGCCGCUGCGCCUUCCUGCUGGCGCACGACUUCCUCGACCAGAACUUCACCCUCGUCAAGCUGCAGGGCUUCAUCGCCCUGCGCCUGCCGACCACCGUCCUCUACAUGACCUCCGCCGGCGCCGUCUCCGUCGACACGCCGUCCAACAAGGUCAACAUCCCGUACGUCGACGGGACGUCCGGCGUGAGAGUCACCCGCGAGGGCGACCUCGUGCUGGUGGAGACGAGCGCCGGGGCGGGCGUGCGUAUCGACACGGUGCGCCGCACCUUCCUCUUCGAGCUCAGCGGCUGGUACCACGGGCGCACCAUGGGCCUGUUGGGCACCAACGACCACGAGCCGACCACCGACAUGAUGAUCUCGAACGGGUACCAGGCAUCGGACACGGCGGCGUUCUUCUCCUCGUGGGAGAUGACGGGAGCGAGUGAGUGUGCCUCGGUGCGCGUCGUCCCAUCCUCUCGCCGGCAGCUUUCCUCGCCACGGUGCAAACACCUCCUGGACAAGAUGAACACGAGCUCUCCGUUCAACCCCUGUUUCAAAGAGCUGGAUCCAUCAGAGUUCCUGAGCCUGUGCCAGAAGGGCAGCGACAUCUGCCCCACUUCCACCGCCUACCGCAUGCUCUGUGAGCAGAAGGGCGUCGACCUCUCAAACCCGGAUGACUGCGCUCGCUGCAACAAGAAGAGGCUGCAGGACCUGUGGAUGGUAAAUGGCGCGCCCAGCGCAGACGUGCUGUUCGUGAUCGACCAGAGCAACAGGCUGCAGCAGGCCAAGGUCAAGGGGCUGCUGCAGGCAGUGGAUGAAAGCCUCUCCGCGCAGGGCAUCAAGGACGCGCGCUACGGCCUGGUGACGUUCGGUGGCAAAGAUAGCGACGGGCGGGCCCAGGUGAACGCGGUGCGCGGCGAGGUGUGGACCUCCGCGACCAACAUGAAGAGGGCCCUCGGCGGCCUGGAGUUCACGGGGGCCAGCGGCACGCCGGCGUACGACGCGCUCGUGGCGGCCGCCGGAUACGACUUCCAGCCCGAGGCGGCGCGCCUCGUGGUGCUCGUGGCCGAGUCGGACCAGGUGGCAUCCUUCCUGUCGUCCGUGGACCUCGCCAACGUCGACCACCUGCUCAAGAGCAACGGCGUCGUGCUGAGCGUGCUCAGCGACUACCGCGCGCUCCGCAAGUCCGGUGGGGCCAAGUCGGCGCUCGUGGGCCUGACCGGCGACGGGCAGCCAAUCUCGGGCAAGGGCGGCCCGUGGGCGGGCGGCGAUGACGAGGUGGUGCCGCUGCCCCGCGGCGACUACGUCAAGCUCGUCCGCUCCACCAACGGAGCCGUGUUCAGCGUGGACGCACUGCGCACCGACGUGGACGCCGCGGCCGUGGGCCAGGCGAUCGCCGGCUACGCGGGCCGCAACGUGGCGCAGCGCAAGGAGUGCUCGUGCGUACGCAACGAGCACGGCCGCGGCAAGGUGCGGUGCCGCUACGCGUCGUAAGCAAAGGAGGAAGCGUUCCCCAACACCGCCGCCGCCGCCGCCGCCGCCAACGCUGCCGCCGCCACCACCAACGCAAUAACAGAGAGCGACGGUGACAUCCAUCCAUUGAUAGGCACCUAUCCGUUUCCGACAACGAAGAAUACAAACAAAAUCUAUCGCCGAAUAUUUGUUUUUGCAAAGCGAUUCCUCGCGGAUGAAAUGCCGCACCGCGCCUUUAGUUCAUGGGUUUUCCCCCGGUCGCGAGCCGUCACGGCCCAUCUCUUCAAGGUUAACCGAGUCUCGCUUCGUCCUAAAAUGUUAAAUUGUCAACGCGCGAUGCCGCACACGCGGCCCGAUGAACGCCGAUAAUGUCACGCCACCCCCCCCCCCCCCCCCCCCGCUGGGCGUAGAGAACGCCACGGCUUUUUACGCAGCUCCGAGGGCGUCGAGGAAAAACAAAAAAAUACGAAACGAAAAUAGCCGCGUGUCUACAUCGCGUGGAGAGCCUUCGACGAUCGCCGGGUUGAACGCGGCGUGCAAUCGCUGCACGAAUUGAACGAGGAAAUGCGUGCCAUCGCGGCCUCCGCCGAGAAUUGCAAUUCGCGAAGCCCUUAGAGUUCGUGUCACGUGAGAGUUUUUUUCUGGAGGUGCGAGGGAUGUAACGGUGGCUUGAAACGUGUUUUGAAGGCCCUGUAAAGAGAGCACGAGGCGGCCUAAGAGUGCAUUCACAAGUUUUCGUGUGUUUGGAAAAUGUAAUUUUUUUCGACCAUUUUAUAUAUUUUUUUGGGCCUAAUUCUUGAUGGAUGAUGCGGUCUGUAUUCCUAGAGGAGUGUGCGGGAAGUGUUUAUGCAAAUUAUAACAACAACAAAAACUGCUGCUUUUAAAUUGAAGAAUAAAGACGUUUUUAAAUAAUUACCCGUAAAGGUGUACCUCGUUUAACACACAUGAAGACGCAAUAAAAAAACCUUCCGUUUCUUUCAUAUAUUCUGAACACCGUAACAAAUACAUGUAUUAGAAGCGACGCAAACCUUUUACGUCAUCGAAAAACAAAAACUCAACACAUUUGUCAAUGCCACCCUUGUUGUGCCAUGAAGAAGGCCCAUUGCCCGAAACGUCACCUGUUAUAGACUUCGUGUCCUUUUAAGGGCACACAGGGUUGUUAUUGGCGAUCGUGUUGAGUUGUGAUUGUUAAUUGUGCGGCGUGCACCUCUGCCAACGCAGCAGCAGCACAAACGUAAUUUGCCUUUCUAUGUAACCAGAUCAGUAAUCGAAUUACAUGUCAAUUUAACCUUACAGGUAAUAUUAAAUAAAGCAAAUCUUUGACGAGAAAUUUGA